This is a messenger RNA of Penicillium samsonianum, 2316 nucleotides long. RefSeq lists its product as uncharacterized. The record is from RefSeq and is a predicted model, not a curated record. The transcript is spliced from 4 exons. Bases 1 to 2316 code for a protein of 771 amino acids. Lineage: Eukaryota; Fungi; Ascomycota; Eurotiomycetes; Eurotiales; Aspergillaceae.
AUGAUCCUGCCAUACGAAGGCGAACGCGAAUCCCAAACUCCCUCCCCACCCCAAAUCGCCUACUUGUCGCAUCUCAAUUCCCGCAACCAAUCGGACCCCAAUGCCUCCAUGUCCGCACCCAGUCGACAGAAGAAAAAUUUUUCCCGCCAUGCCUGGACACACGACGACGUGAAUGUCAGCCGCCGUCUCUCGGAUAUUGGCGAAGAGCUCUCGCCCGCCAGAUCGGAGGGAUUCGGCGAUUCGGACGAACAAGACCUGGCCAGCUCACCGCUACUGCAUGAGCACGACGAUCAGAGCAGGGAUAAUCCUGCGUGGAGUAGCUCCAAUUCCACCAUCAGUGCGGGGAGCAGACGCGCUUCCACUUCCAGGAAUGUGUCUGAGGCGCAUAACGGACGCGACGAAUCCCCCGUUCACCCCGAGGUCGCGAGAGCGCAAGCUACCGCCGUCGUUGGAGCUGCAGGGGCUGCAGAGGGCAAGGGGCCCGGGGAGGAGUUUUCCUCGGCGAUACUGAGUAGCGAGGCGGAGAGGAUCCUGGAGAAUGCGAAGAAACGGUUGAAUCUUAUGGAAAACAAUCUCACUCGAGCUCGGUCGACGACACCGCGCACGACUGCCUCGCCCUCGCCCUCGAAUUCGGGCUAUAUCCAGCCAAUGGGAAUGCACCAGCCGGUGGGCGGACUGUAUAGGUCGAUUUCGCGCACGGAUCCUAAGAGCUCCUCGCUUCGACGGCAGUCGCUUAUUGUGUCGCAGGAUACGACGAAUAAUCGCCAUUCGAGAGUGCACUCGGAGACGAAUAUUCCGUCUGAUUCGAGCUUCUCGAAUGAUAAUAAGCGUAUCUCGCGUUCUGUCAGUGCGAUGGGCGCGAGCACUUCGUCUAGCCUUAAUACUGAUGAUCGAUCGUUCCAGUAUGCACCUACGAGGGCGUAUCUGACGCACCGGUCAUCGGUUUCCUCCAUUCAGCCUCCGAUACAUGUGAAUGACCAGGAACACGGCCAGACGGCGCAGUCACCUGUUUCCACCGAAGACAGUUCGCCGAAUUCGCCACAUGGGUUGGGCAUUUCCUCGGAGGAGGAAUCGAAAUCCAACCCGGAGGGUUUCAGUCCAGUCUACAGCUCCUUUGGUCCCCCUAGCCGCGCGCAGUCGCAACUGCAGGUGCGGGAUCUCCAGUAUCAGAUGAAGGGGCUUCAUAUCAAGAUCUCUUCUCUCAAGGUGAAGACCCAGGAGGAUAAUCUUCGCCGGCGCAGCUUGCAAAGCUUGCGCACGCCCAGCCCAUUGACGGCUGCUGAUCACUGGUAUGCGAAUGCGCUGGAGCUCAGAGAUGGUCAGGGCAGUCGUGGCUCCAAUCCCCGACGUGAUGCCAGCUCUGAAAACAUUCGGGAUGUCUCGAAUGAUGCAGCCGCGGAAGAUCGACGCAGAUCCGAUGAGCACGUCGCUGGGAAUACGUCCAAGCACGCCGGGAAUUGGCAAGGAAAUGAGCCUGCUGACUAUGCCGAUGACCAAUCUGUCGCCGAGACAAUGUACGAAGAUGCCGAAGAAGGUGAUUUCGAUGAGGACAUCGACCGCGAAGCUCUGGAUGAGAUCUUGCGUGAACCGCUUGACGAUGACCUCGAGAGCGACAUGGAAGCCUUCCCUAACGUACCAUCGCACACGGAUGCGACGCCCCACGAGAUGCGCGAGGAUGCGUUCGACUAUGAGCAUUUCAUCUUGCAUAGCGCACUGGGAAACUACACCCAGCAACUCCGUCGGGUAAGCAACAGCUCGAACGGAUCAGUCGAGACAACCCGGCCCGCAUACGCGCGACACUCCCGUACCAACAGCAACAUGUCUGUCUCGACAGUGGCAACCUUCGCAACCGCAAACGAAGGCGAGCGUCCCGACGACGAGGACGACAUUGACAGCGUGAUGUACUGGGACCGACGGUUUAAUCAAGAGGUCGAGGUCGAGGGUGAUCGCUCCGAAACACCCCGUGGACCACGAUACGACGAAAGCCGCGACACCAACCCAGUGGACCCGAACAACCUUUCCCCUCAGAAACCCACUGGCCGUUCAUCCUCAGCUACGGCCGGUUCUGCAACCCCAACCUCUCUUGUCUCGUCCCUCGUCUCGACUGUGCGCGCGGCAUCCAGCACCCCCAGUGUCGGUGGCAUCAACGAUGAUGACACACAGAUGCUGGAAGCACUGUUCGCCAGCCUUGGUAACGUCUGUAUGGAUCUGCAGGCAAUCACGACCUCUUCGGAUCCAGAUGUGAAAGCUGUGCGUGUGCUACGGCGUCGUCUGGAUGCUGCGCGGAGAGUGCUAGAGGGAGAGCUUGAUGCUUGA